Malurus melanocephalus (red-backed fairy wren) is the source of this 2001-nucleotide messenger RNA. RefSeq names its product protocadherin alpha-2-like. The record is from RefSeq and is a predicted model, not a curated record. The annotation marks the transcript as partial. Lineage: Eukaryota; Metazoa; Chordata; Aves; Passeriformes; Maluridae. Gene Ontology annotation, molecular function: calcium ion binding. Gene Ontology annotation, cellular component: plasma membrane. The transcript is spliced from 5 exons. Gene Ontology annotation, biological process: homophilic cell-cell adhesion.
GCGCUGCGGCUGGAGGUGCUGGUGGAGCGGCCGCUGCGCGUGUUCCACGUGGAGCUGGAGGUCACCGAUAUCAACGACAAUGCCCCCAUCUUCCCCGCCGCACGAAAAAAUCUCAGCAUCGCAGAAUCAUCGGUGGCGGGUUCUCGUUUCCCGCUGGAGGGCGCGUCGGAUGCGGAUAUCGGAGCGAACGCGCAGCUCUCCUAUACACUCAGCCCAAACGAGCAUUUUACACUCGAUGUUAAAUCCUCUGAUGAAAACCGGAAAUCUCUGUUUUUGGUGCUCUCAAAGCCACUGGACCGCGAGACGAUUCCCGUGCAUCGGUUGGUGCUGACGGCGACUGACGGGGGCCGGCCGUCUCUGACGGGCACAACUGAGCUGGUAAUCUCAGUGCUGGAUGCGAACGACAACGCGCCCCAGUUCAACCAGUCGGUGUAUAAAGUGCAGCUACUGGAGAGCGCUGCAGAGGGGACACUCGUAGCACGUGUGAAUGCCACGGAUCCAGACGAAGGAACUAAUAAAGAGUUUUCUUACAGCAUCUUGAAUUCAGUUCCUCUCGGUCACAAAGACCUCUUUACCAUUAACACCAAGACGGGGGAGAUUAGACUGGGAGGUACUUUGGACUUUGAGGGCGUUCGUUUACACGAAUUGCAAAUCGAAGCGACGGAUAAAGGGACACCCCCGCUGUCAGGUCAUUGCAGCGUGGAGCUAGAGGUGCUGGACGUGAAUGACAACGCGCCGGAGGUGUCUGUGACAUCACUGUCGGUGCCGGUGCCCGAGGACGCGUCGGUGGGGACGGUGGUGGCCCUGCUGAGCGUGUCGGACCGGGACUCGGGGGCGAACGGUCGCGUGCGGUGCUGGGUGUGGCCGGCGUCGCCGUUCGGUCUGGAGGCGACGUUCUCGGGCUCGUACUCGCUGGUGCUGCGCGAGGCGCUGGACCGGGACGAAGUGGGCAGCUGGUCGUACUCGCAGCGCCACAGCCGGAGCCUGUGCGUGGCGGACGGCGCGGGCAAGAGCGACCUGAUGGUUUUCAGCCCCAACUUCCCUCCGCCGCCGCCCGGCCCCGCGGCCAAGGACACUCAGCCGGAGCCGUCGGCUCUCCUGGGCACGGGCCGGCGGGCGAGCGUGGAGGUGAGCGGGGCGAGCGGCGCGCUGGUGGUGAGCUCGCGGCUGGACCGGGAGGAGCUGUGCGGCAAGAGCGCACCGUGCGCGCUGCGGCUGGAGGUGCUGGUGGAGCGGCCGCUGCGCGUGUUCCACGUGGAGCUGGAGGUCACCGAUAUCAACGACAAUGCCCCCAUCUUCCGUGUGACCGAAGAAGCCCUUAACAUUGCAGAACUGACCACUCUCCCUGGGUCUCGUUUCCCGCUGGAGGGCGCGUCAGAUGCAGAUAUUGGAGCGAAUGCACAGCUCUCCUAUAGACUCAGCCCAAACGAGCACUUCUCUCUUGGUCAUCAGGAAAACAAUGAGCAGAGCGCCACUUUGAGUCUUGUUUUAACAAAGUCUCUGGAUAGGGAGACGAUUCCCGUGCAUCGGUUGGUGCUGACAGCGACUGACGGGGGCCGGCCGUCUCUGACGGGCACCAUGGAGCUGGUGAUCUCAGUGCUGGACGCAAACGACAACGCACCGCAGUUCAACCAAUCGGUGUAUAAGGCGGCGACCAACGUGUGGCUGGUGGUGGCCAUCUGCGCCGUGUCGAGCCUGUUCCUGCUGGCCGUGGUGCUGUACGGGGCGUCGCGCUGGGCGCCGCGGGCGGCCGUGCUGUCGGGGCCCGGGCCCACGACGCUCGUGUGCGCCAGCGAAGUGGGCAGCUGGUCGUACUCGCAGCGCCACAGYCGGAGCCUGUGCGUGGCGGACGGCGCGGGCAARAGCGACCUGAUGGUUUUCAGCCCCAACUUCCCUCCGCCRCCGCCCGGCCCCGCUGCAGAAAACGGUUCUGCUGGGAAGGGGCCGUCUCUCUCCCCUCUUGCUUCAAGUUUGAUCCCUUACUACCGGCUUUACGUUUAA